This is a messenger RNA of Thrips palmi, 2827 nucleotides long. RefSeq lists its product as uncharacterized. The transcript has 4 exons. The coding region runs from base 204 to 1619 and encodes 471 amino acids. NCBI's taxonomy places the organism in Eukaryota, Metazoa, Arthropoda, Insecta, Thysanoptera, Thripidae. The record is from RefSeq and is a predicted model, not a curated record.
CCAGGCGGACACGCACCGCAGACCUCGCGCACGUGUGUGCUGCAGUCGCCGCAGUCGCCGCAGUGGUGGCGGCGUGUGCCCGCUGUCAUGUGGAAGUGUGAUAUGUGCUAGUGCGUGUGUUUGUGUGUGUGUGUGUGUUGGUGAGUGUGAGUGUGGGUGUGCGACACCACGGUUGCUUCCUCGAUCCGUCGCGCGUCUCCGUCAUGGAGAGGUUACACGUGUACGUCGCGCUCGUGGCCGCGGUGGCGGUCGCCGUCGGCGCGUCCCCCGUCAGCAGCGCAACGAGGACACUAGUGCCAGAGGUGAUCGACAUGGGCGUGACGGGGAGGCGGUCGUCCGGGCCGGGCCCCGCGGGCGUGGCGGGGGAGGAGGGGGAGGCGCCCCCGCACGCCCACCUCACGCUCGCCAUCACGGCCGCGCCCACCGCGCUCAACUACCAGCACGUGCAGGGCGGCUUCGUCCGAUCCGAGCCCGCGUCUAGCCGGCCGCAGGACGAGGAGGCCCUGCAGAGCGGCCUGACGCGCCGCAAGCGGGACCACCACCAGCAGCAGCCCGCUGACCAGGAGGCGGAGGCCUCCUCCCAGGCAGAGGACGAGGCCGUCGAGGACGACGCCGAGGCCGCGGCCAGCGCGCACGACGACGGCGACAUGUUCCUGGAGCCGGACGCGGGCGCCCCGAGCACCACCGGCGAGCCGGAGCACGUCGCGGCGGCCACCACCGAGGACACGACGGGGCAGCCGCAGAACCUGUUCCCCGCCUUCCAGCCCCUGUUCCCGCUGGGGCACUCGCGGCCACCCAUCUUCCAGGUGAGUGAGGAGCCGGCGUUCAACCAGCGGCAGGCGCUGCUGCGGCCACAGCAGUUCGGGGCGUUCCACCCGCACGCGUCCCUGGGCCACCACCUGUCCGAGGCGCAGGUCCGCGAGCCCCGCCUGGAGCUGUCCUCCGGCAUCGGGCCGCACGGGUUCCGCGAGCGCGCCUACCCGCAGCCCGCGCCCGUCGCCGCGCCCGCAGAGCUGCAGCACGCCAGCACCAUGCUGGGCUCCGGCAACUUCGGCGUCAUCCACGGCGGCACCUUCUACGGCGAGGAGAAGGAGGCCCAGGAGUACGACUCGCCCUCCUCGCCCCUGCACUCGUACUACGGCGGCAACGGCCACGGCCGGCCCGCCUUCUACCGCGGCAACCCCGAGCCCCAGCGCUACCGUACAUCCGAAGACUUCUUCGCCAACUUCCGCGACUUCGCCGACAUCUCCACGCCGACCAAGUCGAGCUUCAGCGAGUACUACGUGGUGUACGUGAACCGGAACGCGUCCCGCGCCGACGCCGGCACCGUGGUGGGCCCCACUGGCGUGGUGUCGGGGGGCCAGCCGCACCUGCAGUCGCACCAGGCCAAGGCCGUGCCCCGGCCGAACAACAUCUUCGAACGGCUGGCGCAGAUCGACCUGGAGCACGCCGCCAAGAAGGACGGCAAGGACGCGGAGACGGAAGUGCCGCAGAAGAAAGUGUCGCUGGGCAAGCGGAAACUCGCCCUGCUGGACAAGAAGAAGGGCGGCAAGAAGACUGCGACGCCCAGGGAAGUCCCCCAGAGAGAUGCCCAUGAGCCCCUCCUAGCCCUGAGCUGAGCCCUUGCCAGCGGCCAGCGCCGAGACUGAGUGCGUUUGAAUCGGACGCUGUCUGCUGUCCUGUCGUGUCCAGGUGGUGCGUCGCGUCGUGCGUCGUGCGGACAGUCUCUGUCCGAAAAACGAAAACGAAAACGACGCGGCGCGAGGCGUGAGGCGGGAAGCACCCAACUGCUUCCCCUGCUACACGCGCCACUGGCUUACCAAAAAACAUUCCUUUCCAGUUGGCCUACAUUGGGGGAUUUCCACGGAUGUUGUUUGUCAAUGAUUGCAAGAAAGUUGCUUGCAUACUGCCAGGUCGAAAAUGACCAAACCUCCUUCUAAAUUAUUUGAAAGAAGAAGUGGAUGUGUUUGGGUGCAACUUCGAAAGUGUAGCACAUCAUUUUUAAGUAUGAGAUAAAUUGCCCAAAAUUUAACGGGAGGGUAGGGGAGAAGUUGAAUUAAAUCAGUAUUUCCUUAGGUAUCAUUUUUGAUUUAGUUUUAAAGAAGCAAAGCUGAUGUUAUCUUGAAUUUACUCUGUUGAUUCAGAUAAAAGUAUUUAUAAGGCUGACUGCUAAAGAAAAUUAUUGACUUUGAAUGGAGAGAAGUAUUAUGUUCUAGUGCAAAUAAUGAUUGCUGCCACAGAAUCAAACUCAUAUUGUAAGGUAAAGCGCUGUACAUAUCUAUUUGAGAAUUUUCUUCAUGACACCACAUCUUAAUAUAAUUUGUCUUUCUUAUACUCAUACUAUCUCUUUGUUUCGAUUUCAUGCCUUGUGUAAAUAUCAUUUUAUAUCAUCCAAGCACUAUCAACUAGAUAUAACUAUAGAAAUAUGAAUGUAUACUCCUAUAUCUCUAAUAUUGUGUAAUGAUUACCAGAAGAAAGUUUUUCUCUUUUUGUUCCAAAAAGAAUAACUUUAUUUUUUUAAAUUCUGCAGGUUGACAAGAAUGAAGAUAAAGAGUUUAAAAAUCCAAUGUUAAUGCUGUGACCAGUGGAGUGAACAGUCUGUCAUGUUAUGCGAGAACGUGUGUAUAGCUGGCAACUCAAAAAGCCCAUGUUCCGCUUUGGAUUACACAGCAGCUUUUAUCUCUAAAAAAUUAUACUGCAGAGAAUGAAUUUGUAGACAUGCUCUUUAAAUGUACCUUGUGAAAGUACAUCCCUUCAUGUGGUAUUGUUAUUUUGUUUGUUGUUGACUUUUGUAAAUAGGAGAAAGUAAAAAAAGAUACAAAACAUA